AAUACGGUAAUCUCGCACAAAUUCCACCUAAUAAUCAGCCCCAUCUCCUGGCCUAAUUACCAAGAUGACCCCACAAUUGACAGCUACAGAACAGUGUUUGACUCCCCCCGACGAUCUUGUUGUAAACCCACGGCCCUCUUAUUAGACUCCACCAACACACACACACACACAUACACACAAACAAGUGUUCUCCUUUUCUUGAUUGAUCACAGAUUUCCGUUUGCUUUUUGGGUUGCUUGAUUCGAUCGCUGCUGGGUCUUGAAAUCUGUUGAAUCUUUGAAAGAAAGAUCAUCAAAAAUGGCUUCCUAUGGAGGGACAACUCAAAAGUGUAAGGCUUGUGAAAAGACUGUUUACUUGGUGGAUGAACUCACUGUUGAUAAUAAAGUUUAUCACAGGGCUUGUUUCAGAUGUCACCAUUGCAAAAGCACCCUCAAGUUAAGUAAUUACAGCUCUUUUGAAGGAGUAUUAUACUGUCAACCUCAUUUUGAUCAGCUCUUCAAGUUGACUGGCAGUUUGGAUAAGAGUUUUGAAGGUACCCCCAAAACAGUUAGAGUUGAUAGAUCUUCUGAUCAGGGCCAAUCUAACAGUAAAGUAUCGAGUAUGUUUGGUGGAACACAAGACAAAUGUGUUUCUUGCAAGAAAACCGUCUACCCUAUUGAAAAGGUGGGUGUUGAUGGAAAUGCAUAUCACAAGGCCUGUUUUAAGUGUAGCUAUGGAGGGUGUCAUAUAAGUCCAUCAAACUAUGUGGCUCAUGAGCAUCAGCUUUAUUGCAAGCAUCAUCAUGCACAGCUUUUCAUGGCGAAGGGAAAUUUCAGUCAAUUUGACAAGCAACAUGAACCAAAUCAUGGAGUGCCCAAUGGGGUGACUGAGAACACAACCGAAGUUUGAUGAUCUGAGAUUAAAUUCAAGAUCGGGUUUCUGAAUGUUAAGCUAUAUUUUGAGCAGAGUUUUUGCAAGUCUGUGUUUUUUCUUAUGUUGUUCAAAGAAGAUUAUUUACAAGAUUUGAACUUUUUUGAGUUUUGACUGCGUGUGUUGAGUGAAUAACUUGUCAUUACUGAAUAAAGUUGGUGUGGGGUUGUAAGGAUGUGUGGUUCUUGUGAUUAUUUGAGGCUUUUGAUUGGUUUUUUUUC
Molecule: messenger RNA, 1130 nt
Organism: Lactuca sativa (garden lettuce)
Lineage: Eukaryota; Viridiplantae; Streptophyta; Magnoliopsida; Asterales; Asteraceae
Product: LIM domain-containing protein WLIM1
Source: RefSeq, a predicted model, not a curated record